This is a messenger RNA of Caretta caretta (loggerhead turtle), 2257 nucleotides long. RefSeq names its product transcription elongation factor A1 (gene TCEA1). Gene Ontology annotation, biological process: positive regulation of transcription by RNA polymerase II; DNA-templated transcription; transcription elongation by RNA polymerase II. The record is from RefSeq and is a predicted model, not a curated record. Gene Ontology annotation, molecular function: zinc ion binding; nucleic acid binding. Gene Ontology annotation, cellular component: nucleus. Lineage: Eukaryota; Metazoa; Chordata; Testudines; Cheloniidae.
CCCCCCCCUCCUCCUCCGCCCGCGCGGGUGGAUGCUCUCGGGCUGCCUCAGUGAGGUCUGCCUCCCCUGGCUGGUGCUUGAUGAGCGCUGCCUGGCGCCGGCGCCGCCGCUCGGGCUGCUGGGUUCAUUUGUUAUCCGGCGGCCUGGCUCCAUUUCUGCACUGACGGCCCCGAGCGGCUGCGUCCGUGGCCGGGUCCCCUCUCGUCUCUCGGGUGCGUCCCGCAGGCCCAGCCCUCGCCGCGACGGCCGGGCCCCGCUCGGGCCUCCGCAGCCAUGAAUACAGAAGACGAGAUCAUCCGCAUCGCCAAGAAGAUGGACAAGAUGGUGCAGAAGAAGAACGCGGCUGGGGCACUGGAUUUGCUAAAGGAGCUUAAGAAUAUACCUAUGACCCUUGAGUUGUUGCAGUCCACAAGAAUUGGAAUGUCAGUGAAUGCAAUACGCAAGCAAAGCACAGAUGAAGAGGUUACAUCUUUAGCAAAAUCUCUCAUCAAGUCUUGGAAGAAGCUGUUAGAUGGACCGUCAACUGAUAAAGACUCUGAAGACAAGAAAAAGGAACCUGCAUCUUCAUCACAAAACAGUCCUGAAGCAAGAGAAGAAAGUUCCAGUAGCAACUCCAGCAUCAGGAAAGAGGAGGCUAAUGCUUCGUCAGAUUCCUUCAUCCCUUCUUUUCCUCGGGCUCCAAGUACUUCAGAUUCUGUACGAGUGAAAUGUAGAGAAAUGUUGGCUGCUGCUCUCAAAACAGGAGAUGACUACAUUGCUAUUGGUGCUGAUGAGGAAGAGCUGGGAUCUCAGAUUGAAGAAGCUAUAUAUCAAGAAUUGAAAAACACGGACAUGAAAUACAAAAAUAGGGUACGAAGUAGAAUAGCAAAUCUCAAGGACACAAAGAACCCUAAUCUAAGAAAAAAUGUAUUAUGUGGGAACAUACCUCCUGACAGGUUUGCCAAAAUGACAGCAGAGGAGAUGGCAAGUGAUGAGCUGAAAGAGAUGCGCAAAAAUCUGACCAAAGAAGCUAUCAGAGAGCACCAGAUGGCUAAGACAGGAGGCACCCAGACUGACCUGUUUACAUGUGGCAAAUGUAAAAAGAAGAAUUGCACUUACACACAGGUUCAAACCCGCAGUGCUGAUGAACCUAUGACAACAUUUGUUGUCUGUAAUGAAUGUGGAAACAGAUGGAAGUUCUGUUAGAAGAAACAACUGUCAAGACACCAGGACCAGAAAGAGGAUUUUGUAAUUAGCUUUAAGAACUAGGCCAGGCAUGUAGGUUCCUGCAAACAAGAAACAUUUUUUUUUUUUUUUUAAGCAGAAUACAUCCCUGGAGUUUAACCUUUGGUUUUUGACACAACUUCCUUAAAUGCUUUCCUAUAGUUAAUAGUCAGUAGGGCCCAGAUGCUCAAUUGUACGGUGUAUGUUUAAAAUAUUUUUUCAUUUUUAUAAGUAAGUUGACAUUAAACUUUUAUCAAUAAACUUUUGGUAACUGAAUUGUUUUCUUAACUGUGUGAACAACGUACUGUAUAUUUUUUUACAGUCUGAACCAUACCCACCAGACAUAUUUUACCUCUCAAUUAUGUUAAAAAUUGAGAGGUAAAAUAUUUUGAGAGGUAAAUUGAGAGGUAAAAAUGUGUGAAUGAAAUUUGUGUUUGUUUCUCACCAGCAUAUUCCCACUAAUUUUGUGGGGAGGAAGGACAACUAACUUCAUUUUAAUUAUACCAAAUCUGCUGUGGUAUCUAAAUUGCAACUUGUUGGCUCUGUCUGGUUUGUACAUACCAUUUAUGAAUUAAUGCUUAAAUUCAGAUAAUGAAGUUUGGAACUUUGUUAAUGGAUCUAUUGACCUCUUCUGUUACAAUGCUUGGAUAAAUUUGCUUAUGUAACCAGCAUUGAUCAGUCCAAUUUAUUGUACUGCCCUAAAGCCUGUAUAUUACUACCACUAGAUUUUAUUUCUGGAGAAAUGACUUAAAUAGUUUGUUUAAAUUUGAUCUAAUUGGUUUGUUUUGCUUAUGUGUUUGAUACCAGAGUUUAUUUUAGACUUUGUAAAUGAGCAAAGACAUUUUGUGGCAGGCUGUUUAAAUGGCAGUCAGUAAACUAGUUGAUAAAAGGAUAAACUGGUUGGGGAAGUAAUAUUACUUUACAUCAAUUCAUAUAAAUGGCAUUAGUUCCCUGUGAACUGCUAAUGAACUUUAUUUUGAUAUUUAGAAUCAUUGAUGCCAGUGAUCAAACCAGAGACCAGAAUAAAUCAUUAAAGUUAUGGUCUUUCACCAUC